AUGUUAUCUAACUCCAAGACAUUCAACCUCUGGUUCUGCUGUCUCGUGGCAGGCGGGUGCAUGAUCCUCAAUGGAUACGACUCGUCCAGCUUCAACGCCGUCCAGGGGUCCAAGGAGUUUAUGGACUAUUUCCAUAAUCCGUCACCCUCGGUCAUUGGUUCUGUGAAUACUGCGUACACAGUUGGUGGCAUCGUGACAGGAUUCUUCAUCUCUGCCCCCAUUUCCGACUACCUCGGGCGUCGGUGGACUAUGCAUCUCGGCUGCGCCUUUAUCGUCAUCUCCAGCAUCAUCUCAACAUUUACCCCCCGCGUGAUGGGCGGAUUUAUUGCCGGCCGGGCGCUGACUGGUAUCGGACAGGGUCUCGCCAUGCCCGCGGGCCCCGUUUACAUCAACGAGAUGGCACCGGCCGAGAAGCGCGGCAUGAUUAUGAGUUUUUGGCAGCUUUUCUUUGGCGUCGGAUCGUUCCUUGCCUACUGGAUCAACUAUGGUUGCACGAAGAAUGCUGAGAGCUUGGGUGACUGGAACUGGAGGGUUGUCAUUCUCCUUCAGUGUCUUGCCCCGGUUGUUAUCAUGACUGGGCUUUUAUUCUGUCCAGAGUCGCCUCGAUGGUACAUCAUGAAAGAUAGAACGGAAGAUGCAGUCAAGGCACUGACCCUCGUGCGAGACAACCCCGACCAAGUGCAGAUCGAAGUACAAGAGAUUAGGCAAGCAAUCAUGUUCGAAAAGGAGACGAAUCCCGGAAGGUACGCGCCGCUGUGGAAGGACAAGGCGAUCCGAUACAGAUUUCUGCUCGCCUGCGGGAUCAACAUCGGCCAACAGUUUACCGGCCAGGGAUCGCUGACCAUGUACUCGACGCUGAUUUACAAGAAAGUAUUUAAGAGCAACAGUGAGAUCCAGCUCAUCAAUGCUCUGAACGGCACAUUCGGCAUCCUCUUCACCCUUAACGCGACCUGGAUGGUGGACCGCUUCGGACGUCGUGCCCUGCUCCUGAUUGGAGCUGCCGGAAUGAGCAUGUGCAUGUUUAUCGUCGCUGCAGUGGUGACCGAAACACCCGACCUCGCUGACGGGGCAAAGUCGAGGCCAGUCGGUAUUGCCACCGUAUUUCUGAUGUUCCUCUUUGCUCUCUUCUACAAGCCAUCGUGGGGCGCCACCGUGUGGAUCUGGACGUCCGAGAUCUUCUCCAUGAACAUCCGCGCCCAGGCCAUUGGUAUGGCAACUCAGUCACAGUCAAUCUCGAACACCAUCCUCCAACAAAUCUUCCCUAUAUUCCUGGACAAGAAAGGAUUCUAUGCGAUGUACAUGUUCGGUGCCAUCAACGUCGUCUUGUUUGGCUUUGUCUGGUUCCUGAUCCCCGAAACCAAGGGAGUCGCGCUGGAACAUAUGGACACCAUCUUCGGCGGCGUGGACCAUGCACACGAGGGGGCUGAAAUGAUGGAACGCAAUCCCAAGGACCAGGAGGUCAUUGCUGUGGAAGUUGAGAAUGCCUCGCGAUCUGCCAAGGCCGGUCCGGUGUGA
Messenger RNA from Aspergillus mulundensis, 1515 nucleotides. Its product is annotated as sugar porter family MFS transporter. Gene Ontology annotation, molecular function: carbohydrate:proton symporter activity. Bases 1 to 1515 code for a protein of 504 amino acids. Gene Ontology annotation, biological process: transmembrane transport; carbohydrate transport. The record is from RefSeq and is a predicted model, not a curated record. Gene Ontology annotation, cellular component: membrane. The transcript is spliced from 7 exons. Lineage: Eukaryota; Fungi; Ascomycota; Eurotiomycetes; Eurotiales; Aspergillaceae.